Molecule: messenger RNA, 672 nt
Organism: Leptinotarsa decemlineata (Colorado potato beetle)
Lineage: Eukaryota; Metazoa; Arthropoda; Insecta; Coleoptera; Chrysomelidae
Source: RefSeq, a predicted model, not a curated record
UGUUUAUUCUAUGCAUUUUGUUUUGACACUAAAUAUGAAAUAUUUUUAUAUUUUCCAAAUAUAUAUGUACUGUUAAAUAGAUAAUAUGCAUUGACUUCAAAUAUUUUUCCUUUUUGAUUCAUUCCAGGUUUUAUCGGCUUAUUGGAUAACUUAUUUAGUUAUUCAUAAAUGGAAACCAAGGAUAUCUUUAAGACACCCUCUGAAAUAACAGUGCUACCCCAUAAAGUCGGUAUUUCUUCAGAUUUCAACAGUAUUGAAAAUGAUCCAGACUGUGAUAAAAAUUCUUUGGAGAAAGUCGAUAAACAUAAAAUAAUCACUUUAUUUGUUAGAGAUAUACUGAAGUCCGAAAAACAAAACGAUUACUUUGUCAUUGGUAAUCAUAAGUUUAAAUUUGUGCAAAUAUUUGGAACAGUUGUAUCAAAAUCAGUUACAAAAAAGAUGAUGUUUGUAGAAGUUCACGAUGGGAGUAGUUCAAUAACUUGUUUUCUGGAAGACGAUUGCUUUUGUCAACACCAAGAUGAGAACUAUGAACGAUUCCAAGGACAGGAAAAAAGCAGCGACAACAUUUUUCACGCUGCUACAGUAAUUUUAUUUUCAUCCCUGCGUUAUCUCUCUUCCAGAUUUUUUCUGAAACACCCGAACAGUGUAAUGCGAGGCGACAUAGUGAGUUAA